AUGCGGUUCAUCGCCAUUGGUCUCACGCUUUUUGGCGCUGCUCUUGUCAACGGCCAACCAUCCACCCAAUGCAAGACCUUUCCUGGAGACAAGGCAUGGCCUUCUAAGACCGAGUGGGAUAAUUUGAACAGCACCGUGGGUGGACGACUUAUUGCAACUGUUCCGCUUGGUGCGCCAUGCCACGGAGCGUCUUUCAACAAUGCGACUUGCGAGAGCUUGAAGGCGCAAUGGCAAUCCGAGAAGAUUCACUAUGAGUCUUCCUCGUCGGUCAUGGCACCGUUCUUUGCGAACCAGAGCUGUGAUCCCUUCCAGCCACGAGCGCGCCCAUGUGAGCUCGGCAACUAUGUCCGAUACGCAGUCAACGCCUCUGGGCCAGCAGAUGUCCAGAAAGCAAUCGCUUUUGCGGCAUCCAAAAACAUCCGCCUUGUUAUCCGCAACACAGGCCAUGACUAUCUGGGUCGCUCCACAGGCGCUGGCUCACUCGCUGUAUGGACACAUCACCUUAAGAACAUCACUCACGUUCCCGCCUACAGUGACUCAGGGUACAGUGGUGCAGCGUUUAAGCUCGGUGCUGGUGUUCAGGGUUUCGAGAUUAUGGCAGCUGCCCGUGAUAAGGGUCUCGUAGUCGUAGGUGGUGAGUGCCCGACCGUCGGUAUCGCUGGUGGAUACACACAAGGAGGAGGCCACUCGGCGAUCAGCACAAGUUUUGGACUCGCCGCUGACAACGUGUUGAGCUGGGACGUCGUCACAGCCGACGGCAAGCUCGCUGUUGCCAGUAAGGAGCAGAACGCUGAUCUCUACUGGGCCCUGAACGGUGGCGGGGGCAGCACAUACGGUGUUGUUGUCUCGAUAACUGUGAAGGCUCACAAAGAGGCUGUGUUUGGUGGAGCUUCUUUGUCUUUCUUCACCACCGACAACGCCCAGGACGUCUUUUACGAUGCGAUCCAAGCAUUCCACGAAGAACUGCCCGCGAUGGUUGACGCAGGUACUAUGGUGGUGCACUACUUCACCACGUCAUUCUUCAUGAUCUCACCGCUCAACGCUUACAACAAGACUGCGGCUGAAGUCCAGACGAUACUCGCACCGUUCGUUGCCCGACUUGAUGCCAAGAAGGUCAACUACACCGCCGCUUACAGCGAGUUCAACACUUACUACGAGCACUACGACAAGUACUUCGGUCCUCUUCCCCUCGGCAAUAUUCAAGUUGGCAUUGCACAGUACGGAACGCGCCUGGUCCCGCGCAGCAUAGUCGGUAACAUUACUGCGACCUGGAAAUCGAUCGUGGAGAAGGGCGUCACCUGGAUCGGUGUUGGAACAGAUGUGGGGUCGUUCGGCUCGGAGACGACAACUUCAGUGCACCCAGCCUGGAGAAAUGCCAUCGUGCAUGCCACGCUCACACUUCCCUGGAACUUUACGGCUCCAUGGUCCGAGGCUCUGGAGACGCAACAGAAGAUGACUAAUGUCAUUAUGCCCAUUGUCGAGGCCGCAACACCAGGGAGUGGUUCGUACGUCAACGAGGCCGACUUCAACCAGAAGAACUGGCAGACAACGUUCUGGGGUGACAACUACAGCAAACUGCUGAGCAUUAAGCAGAAGUGGGACCCCUCAGGCCUCUUCUACGCUACCGUAGGCGUGGGCAGCGAGGCUUGGGUCGUUCAGAACGAUGGGCGCAUGUGCCAAGCAAAGUAG
Molecule: messenger RNA, 1689 nt
Organism: Didymella exigua CBS 183.55
Lineage: Eukaryota; Fungi; Ascomycota; Dothideomycetes; Pleosporales; Didymellaceae
Product: isoamyl alcohol oxidase
Exons: 3
Coding region: 1-1689 (562 amino acids)
Molecular function (GO): oxidoreductase activity; FAD binding
Source: RefSeq, a predicted model, not a curated record